AUGGAACGGGCCUUGUGUCUUUUUCUCGUAGUGUUAUUUUCAUUAUUUGAUGUAAUCGACGUAGUGCAUUUUCGUGGUGGUAUUAUUUCAUGGCGACCACUAAAUGCUACACCAUCAGGUAGCUCUGCAAACAUCCUUAUACAUCAAAGGUACUUUUGGAGUCGCAGAUGGGGCGGUUUUAGUCCACCUUACUGCACAGAAGCAGAUGUUGCUGCUCAAAGUCUAAUUCCAGUUUAUUCUACGAUGUCGUGUCUAGCAAACUGUUCAAGUUCGACAUUUUCUGGUCUCUCAACUGUUAUGAUAACUACAGAUUGUCAACCAAAUCUCAUAAUAGACUCAUGGGCUGGUGAACAUUAUGAUAAUGUAAUUUUACCAUUGACAACAUCAAUUACAAUGGGUUUUCAAUCGAGUGCAUGGAUGAGCACUCUUUACAAAGGCUAUAAUGGCGCGUGGUCAAUUGUUAAUCGAUUAAAUUUAGGCUUAAGACCUGAUGGUUAUAUCAAUACAAGUCCUGUUACAAAUACAUUACCAGUCGUAUUUUAUCCAAUUAAUACACCAGUUGUUCAUGUUGUACAAAUGGCCGACAAUGAUGGUACUGACAUAUUAAAAUGUCGUUGGUCUAAUGUAAAUUCAGGAACAAAUUAUAAUCGAGCUGAUGAAUGUGCAGAUGUUUGUUUUGGAUUGCCACCUGGAUAUCAAUUGAGUCCAUCUAAUUGCACAAUAUCUUUUUCUCUAACAAGUGCUAACCUAUAUUAUGCAUGCGCUUUGCAAAUCGAAGAUUAUUACAACAGUGCUGCCACAAAUCCAAUGAGUUCUGUUCCAAUACAGUUCUUAUUCUAUGGAUAUAUAACUGCAUCUGGUGCUUGUCCAAAACGUCCUUCAAUCACUGGUGUUCGUCCAAAUAGAGCUUGUAUUGGAGUUCCGUACAAUGUUCAAUUGAACGAAACUAUAAUUGUAGAAACAUAUUGUCCUUACCAAGCGAUUGUUGAUUUUGUUACUAGCUCACCAAUUGGCAUGACACAUAGUGCUAUCAGUCAUCCAAGUGCUUAUACAUGGAUAAUGACAUUGACAUGGACACCUAUAGCAGCACAGGCAGGUCCUCAAACUUUUUGCGCUGCUGCUAUUGAUAAUAGCAGUCUACAAUCAGAUCCAUGGUGUAUUACAUAUCUAGUGAAUUAUGAAUCACCAGAAUUAAUUCGUCCUAAAGUAGUACAAGGAUCGGCAAGUCCAAUAGGUACUGUCUUUUCAAAUCAAUCGAUGUUUUCAAUACAAGGUAGUUCAUUUUUAAGUAUGUGUACAUCUCGUCAUCUUCUUUUUUGUUUUAAUCAUACAGCAAACAGUUUAGUCGGCCGUCCAACUCGUAAUGGAACAAAUAUUUGUUUUCGAGAAGCAGCUACAAACGUAUCCGCUGUAUGUUAUGAUGCUGGUUAUGCAUCAAAUGUAGUUUAUACUGGAUAUACAAUUGUCAUUACUACAAAUUAUACGUGGUCAAAAGGUUCAUUCUAUUAUAUAACAAUGGAUAGUGGAUUUGCAAGUGGAAGUGAAUUCUGUCAUGCUGAAUCAGCACCUAUCAGUGAUCCGACAUAUUGGACAUUUAAUAUUUGGGAUCCUGCUGUUUCAAGUACAACUACAACAACAACGACUCCAUUUACAACAGUUACAGUUACCACGAGAUUAACAUCAACUACUAGUAUCAAUACUCUUUUAACAACAACUGGUAUUGUAAUAACCACAACAGUAAAUCCUACGAUCACGACGUUAACAACUUCAAGUAGUGGACUUAUAACUACAGCUUAUCCAACAACAGUGAAUCCAACAACAUCACAAGCAACAACUGAAUCCACAGUAGCUGUCUUCACUGCAAAAGAUUUUGAAGAAGUAUGUAAACAACCGAUAGCAAUGAUGACUUCUAUUAUCUUCAUUGUCAUGCUGCCCAUUCAAACUUUGAGGGAUUUUGAAAAAGGCUUUUUGACACUCUCAAAAGCGGUUCAAAAGGUAUUAUCUUUUUACAGCGUAGCGUCGCCAAACUUUCCACAGUACUUCUCUAGAUCUAGAAAAGGUCAUGGGAGAGUACUUGUAACAGAAGAAGGGAGAGUAGAGAGAGACGAUUCGGGUCAAUUUCAUCCACACCUACACCCUCACAUUAAAGUUUUACAACACAAGAAGUUUGAUUUCUUUGUCAAUAUUCUUCGCCGAAAAUACAUUGCUGAGUGGUUUGCUGUUGGAAAUUAUGACGAACAAUUUCUUCACAAAUGUCUAUCCAAAGUUUCUACUUCAAAAGCUUACUAA
Adineta ricciae is the source of this 2289-nucleotide messenger RNA. The record is from the annotation of a GenBank genome assembly. NCBI's taxonomy places the organism in Eukaryota, Metazoa, Rotifera, Eurotatoria, Adinetida, Adinetidae.